This is a messenger RNA of Drosophila ficusphila, 509 nucleotides long. RefSeq lists its product as uncharacterized. Bases 1 to 414 code for a protein of 137 amino acids. Lineage: Eukaryota; Metazoa; Arthropoda; Insecta; Diptera; Drosophilidae. The record is from RefSeq and is a predicted model, not a curated record. The transcript has 2 exons.
AUGAGUGAACACGAAUUUACGUAUAGAAGUCUUCGGCCGACUUGUCGAGCUAUUGUCACUAUAAUAGCCUGCAUAUCCUUUGUUUCGGGUGUGAUUGCCGGGUACUUCUUCAUAACGAGUUUGUCAGAAGUUUCGGAGACCGUGAAGAUCGUUUGGACCACUGGAUCGGGCCUUUACGCACUCGGCUCACUUUUGGUUAUUAUUGGAGUUUGGAAGCGGACUAAGUGGCUGCUUUACCCCUACAUGUUAAUGCUCCCCAUGGCAAUCGCUGUCUACACAAUUAUACUGCAGUGGUUAAUUAGGAGUCUCGGGGCAUCCGUUUUUGCAGCGGUGGCCAUCAGCUUUAUAUUCCUAGGCGGUACCCUAUACAUGGCCAAAACAUUGGGGCAAAGUCGCAGGGAGGCAGCCGCUUAGUGCCAGAAAGUAUUAUUUGAACGUACAAAAUCUUAAAAUUUUAGUGAUUUUAAAUUGUGACAUAAGAGUAAGUGAAUAUGAAAAACUAAGCCAAA